AUGUCAGACACUCCGCGCGGCGUCGAGCAUACCGACUCGAUAGACUCCCACGACUCAGCCCCGAAGCAGCCGGAGAAGACAAAGAGUCGCAGACCUCCCAGUGAGUUCCGCCAACCAGCGUUUGCCCUUGGCAAAUUCACCUCUGUUGAUGACGGUUCAUUGACGAAAUCGCAAACACUCGCACUAGACACCGCCUUCCGACAGCAGCGCUUGAAAGCAUGGCAGCCAAUUUUGACGCCCAAGACGGUCCUGCCAUUGUUCUUCACCAUAGGCAUCAUCUUUGCCCCUAUUGGCGGUCUGCUUCUUUAUGCCAGCUCGCAGGUCCGAGAGAUCAAACUCGACUACACGCGCUGUACAAACGAUGCGCCCGACUUCGGCACCUUUGCAAAUAUGCCCGGUAGUGCUGUUGAGUCCGCAUUUAAGAACGCCAACAGCAGCGUUCGUGCCCAGUGGGCGAAGAAGAAGGAUGUAAACGUCACUCUCCACAAUGGCAGACAAAUCAAGGGCAACCAGUGUGUUCUCCAGUUCACCAUUCCCGAGGACAUGGGCGCGCCUGUUCUCCUUUACUACCAACUCACCAACUUCUAUCAAAACCACCGUCGGUAUGCCGAAUCAUGCGAUCUUCAGCAACUCAAAGGCGACGCGCGCUCCUACGGCGACAUCACCGGAUCAAAAUGCACUCCAUUGUAUGGCGUCAAAGCAAAUGACACGGGCAGGCCAUACUACCCCUGCGGUCUCAUUGCCAACUCCCUGUUCAACGAUAGCUUCUCCUCGCCAGUCUGGCAAAACCCGCCCAACGACGGCACUGCCCGCACUUACAACAUGACGGACAAAGGUAUCGCCUGGGACAGCGACAAGGAUCUCUACGGCCCAACCAAGUACAAGGCCUCUGAUAUUGUGCCUCCGCCAAACUGGGCCGAGGCGUACCCCAACGGCUACACCGACGACGGCAUGUAUCGACCACCAAACUUGAAGCAAUGGGAGGCUUUCCAGGUCUGGAUGCGCACGGCUGGUCUGCCUACCUUUAGCAAGCUGGCCAUGCGGAAUGACAAGGACAAGCUGGUAUCCGGUAUCUAUCAAAUCACCGUCGAUGAUCACUUCCCAACCAUCCAAUACAGGGGCACCAAAUCCGUGCUCCUGACCACGCGAACCGUCAUGGGCGGCCGCAACAACUUCCUGGGAAUCGCAUACAUCGCCGUGGGCGGAGUCUGCAUUAUCCUCGGCGCCGUCUUCACGGCCACACACCUCAUCCGGCCAAGAAAACUCGGCGACCACACUUACCUGUCUUGGAAUAACGCCCCAGCCUCCAAGCCCGCCGGCCCCAGCACAGUCAUGGCGAGCGGUCGUGAAAUCCGGCCCGGCGAGUCCUAG
Metarhizium album ARSEF 1941 is the source of this 1371-nucleotide messenger RNA. RefSeq names its product LEM3/CDC50 family protein. Gene Ontology annotation, cellular component: Golgi apparatus; endoplasmic reticulum; plasma membrane. The transcript is spliced from 5 exons. Bases 1 to 1371 code for a protein of 456 amino acids. The record is from RefSeq and is a predicted model, not a curated record. Lineage: Eukaryota; Fungi; Ascomycota; Sordariomycetes; Hypocreales; Clavicipitaceae.